ACAAGAGAUUUUAGUGACACGGUGUAUAGAAAUCAUCACAGUCAUUAAAAUGAAUAACAAAUACAGUUCAGUUUUCUUCACGUGCGUUUUAAUUCAUUUGGAGACGUUUGGACAUUCACAGCUGAUUGGAGAAGAAAAGAAGUACGCUUUCAUGGAACAAGCCAUGUUAGAACGAAUGAGGACAACAAUGGUGAGAAUGGUGAAAUCGCUGGAAGCAAGGAUAGAACGUCUGGAAGAGGACAACAAACGGAUCUUAGAAGAAUUAAAAUCAAAGACAUGCAAUGUAGAAAAUCUCAUAUCAGAAAGGACGAACGGCUGUCCCACGUCAAAAUCCUGCGUAAUCCGGGACCUCCAGUGUCCCCGAUUUUACAUGGAUCCGGCUACUCUGAAUACGCAGAAGGCAUACCUGUCCAGUGAUAAACUGACACUGACCAAUAGACGAAUGAACACGUCCUACGAAUGGCCAGUAGGGACUGCACGAAAGCACCAAGGAGCACGCGGUUCCAUCGUGUUUACAAACACAGACAAAAUAUUCUUCGAAGCUGAUAUCUUUUACCGAAUAGAAGCAAAUUUAUCCUCAACUAAUUUGGUUUUUGAGGUAGCAUUUGCAACAGAAAAAGCGAUUGGGAAAAGUCACUAUGUCGGUCGGCAAAAUGGGGCUUGGUCUAUCAGCGCGCAUAAUUCUGGUAGAGAGGGUGUCAAACUCUUUUUCAAAAGUAAUGGAGGCUCUAUCGUGUACAAUGAAACUCUCAGUAACGCCAAUUCCGGGACAGAAAAAAACUUGAAACUUGGAUUCUACAUAAACAGAGUGGCCAGGAUUAUUUCUGUGUUUGACAUUGGUAUGAACAGGAAAAUAUAUACAUUCAUAGAUGUGGAUGACCAGCAGGCACUGUGGCCUGUGUUUGGUGUUUAUCAAGCUAGUAAAACAGAUGUACGUCUGAUUCUAAACACUCAAGAGAACAUAUCAAGACUGCCAUGCGAUGUGUGUUAGAGCAAAUUCAAGCUACAUGAUUAAAAAGGUUUUUUAACAGAGGAGAAGAAAGACAAACAUCUUUAUCAUGAUUUAUAAAGAUUUUUUAUCACUAAGAGAGAAUUUAGAAUAAUCAUUCUUCAAAUUCCAAGUUUUUAUUGUUAUUUGGACAAGAGGUUUGUGUUGUAAAACAAAUCCGUCCUUUUAAAAUUUCAUUUUGUUUUCUUGAGAAACGUCAACCAACCACAACACAGAGAACAGAGAUAUGUGCCGUAUACAUGUGUGUCGAUAAAGAUUUGAGAUACUGAGUUAGACUUUGGUAUAACACAUGUACGAAAUAAACAAUAUGUCAUAGAAGGUGGUCAGCGCCACGUGGUUAUAAGUCAUUGUUCAUCGAUAUUUCAUCUAUACAGAAAUAUGCAACAACAUGUUAGAAAAUCAGAAAACAGAUUUAGAUUCGACAACGAUGGUUUCAGUUUUUUUAUUUUUCAUUUACUAAAGGCCCAUCAGCACAGAAACAGGACGCGUACAAUUGUUUUUUACUUAGUUUGGAAGGCGUGGUAAAAGAUUGAUGUCAAAAUUAUGAAUGCCACAAUGUAUGUUUACUACCAGAUUCUUCAAAGUCUUAAAAGAGUACUCGUCAUUCACGUAAUUCUAACUUCGUUGUUCAGAAACAGAAUAUUUGCUGUAGUAUCUGAAUCCUAAAUCUUUAUUCAUUUUUACACAAUAUUAUCAACAUUCUGCAUUAUAAAAAAAUACACUCAGUUCACCCCGAUUCUGAUGAGAGUGUAUCUUGGAAGAUAAAAUCCAGAGAUCAAAGUGAAAACCGCCGAAAAGGGAUCAGGGCCGGUUGUUUUAACAGGGACCAGUAAAUCCAGGCUUGGCCACUUUACUAAGGAAACCAGCGUCGUACAUCCGUAUUCUCAUGGUCCUGAUACAAAGAUGGCGGACUCGUCUUUCAGAGCCAAUUAUGUGGGCCGACACGCCGAGAGAGAUGUAUUGUAGAAACAGUAGAAUAAACAUAUGUUUUUGCAGACCUUUAAACUCCAACAUAUGUUUUACAAACAAGAAAACGAAACACUAACCGAUAGAGAAUAACAUCACUAAUCAAGACCCGUGUACAGACAGGUUUUCUUUCAGACUCCGUGAAAUCUCCUACUUUCUGUGCCAUGCUUUAAUCAGUAUAAAGUUUCCCUGGCGCUCUACUGUUUGUUUGUUCAGUUGAGCUGAUUGGGAAACAAGUGCUUAGUUUUCGCUAAUAUUUGCAUUUCUUCAUGCAAGGCAAAGCCUUUUAGAUUACUUGUACUGUCGCUCAGAUUUUCACUACCUAAGCGCCAACAGGAAACGCCUGGCUACGUUACAGUGAACUUUCCCCGCUGACAUCUCAUUAUGAACAUCUCCACUCAGCUCACUUCCCGUGUCUUGUCGGCCCAAUUUCAUAAUUUCCCCUGUACAUCCAUCAUUGAUUAUAUACAUUUUUUGUAUAUCUCCAGUAAUACACCAAGCUAACCAUUCAUAACGACAUCUAGAUAGAUAUUAUGAUUUGUUUAAAAUUCUUACGAACACUGGCACGAGUUUGGCAUACACACCCCGAAUUUGUAUUCUUUAAAGAUGUUCAAGAUACAUCAACAAUCAAACUAAUUAAACUCCUUGUUAAUAACAUUAUCUUCCAUGUCGUGUACGUUUCUUUAUUUAUCUGUUAUUUUUGUUCAAAAUUUGAAGGAGUCUUAGAAGAACAGUAUAUUAGUUCCUUUUAUUAUUUUUUUCUAUUUGGUUCAUAUUUAAAAGUGCUUAAUGAAUUAAGAUCAGCAAAACCUUGUGCCUUUAUCAUUAUAAUUGUACAGUAAUGUGGUGAUCAGUUUGUAGAUAAUGAUAAUUGUACAGUAAUGUGGUGAUCAGUUUGUAGAUAAUGAUAAUUGUACAAUAAUAUUGUGAGUAGUUUGUAGAU
Ylistrum balloti is the source of this 2918-nucleotide messenger RNA. RefSeq lists its product as uncharacterized. NCBI's taxonomy places the organism in Eukaryota, Metazoa, Mollusca, Bivalvia, Pectinida, Pectinidae. The record is from RefSeq and is a predicted model, not a curated record. The transcript has 3 exons. Bases 50 to 991 code for a protein of 313 amino acids.